Molecule: messenger RNA, 569 nt
Organism: Drosophila erecta
Lineage: Eukaryota; Metazoa; Arthropoda; Insecta; Diptera; Drosophilidae
Product: larval cuticle protein 65Ag1
Exons: 2
Coding region: 93-410 (105 amino acids)
Cellular component (GO): chitin-based extracellular matrix
Molecular function (GO): structural constituent of chitin-based larval cuticle
Source: RefSeq, a predicted model, not a curated record
CAUCUAUAUAAAGGGAGUAACAACCAUCAGAGAUCAUCAUUCGUCGUGAACUGUUCGAGAACCGCAGAUCAAAACACCAAACAACAAUCGCCAUGAAAUUCCUGAUUGUCUUCGUCGCCCUCUUCGCCGUGGCACUGGCUGCUUCUCAAGGUCCUGAGGCCGUAAUCCUGCGGUCCGAAUCUGAUGUUGGACCCGAGAGCUUCAACUAUGCCUGGGAGACUUCCGAUGGACAGUCAGCCAAUGCCGAGGGUCAUCUGAAUAACAUUGGAACUGAAAACGAGGCUAUCGCCGUCCGUGGAUCCUACAGCUUCGUUGCUGAUGAUGGCCAGACCUACACCGUCACCUACAUCGCCGAUGAGAACGGAUUCCAGCCCCAGGGCGCUCAUCUGCCCGUUGCCCCCCAGGCCUAAGUGAGAUUGCUUAAGCAGUUUUAGAGCCAUACAAUCCUUCCCUACUCUUUGUUAAUAGCCCCAAACUUUACCAAACCAAUCCCAACCCUGUUUUCAAGGGAUGGGAACUAAGUCAACCAAUUCCACUUGUUAAAUAAAAAAGAAAAAUAAUUACCUGAA